AUGAACUGGACAGGAGGCCGCCUCCGCCGCCAUUCAGGGCCCAAUGACAAAGCCCGCAAGCAGGUGUUUAGGAGACCUACAGCGGGAAGCAAAGGUCCCCACCAGAUUACGCUGUUGAACGGCCUUGCGAAGGCGCAGGAUAGUGAGAAGAGAGGAGGUAGAGAAGGAGUAGGAGAAUCGAGCAAUGCGGCUAGCCAGAUGACUCGAAACCCACCGUCUCAACCACCACCUCCUCCGGCAACGAAUACCCCUAACACGCGUACACAUGAACCCACAACCCGCAUCGGGCAGAUAAAACGGCAGUUACUCGAGACAACAGACUGGGGCGUCAUCGGCGUGGCGCGGCCGGUUCAAGUCUCGUUUACGCCGCAGGAGGAACUCGAGCGCUUUGGGAAACGGAGGAGACUUACGGUGAAGGAUCAUGAAAGGUUGAAUACGUCUACGGUGGCGAUGGGAAUGGCACGGCCGAGUCCCCGAAGCACGGAGAUUCGUAUGGGAGGGGGUUUGGGUGAGAACUUGGAGAUAAGGAUGGAUGGGCGGCGAAUUGGGCAGGGGAAUGGAAGGGCUUCUUCUCCAAAUAUGUUAUCCUCGCAGUAUGCGAAUCGGUUCGGUCAGCGCGAUCAAGGGCUAAAUGGUCGAAACUUACAUGUUGAGGAAGGCACAUCUCCUGACAUGGUGCCUUCGGGGCAUGGACAAAACGUUACGCAGCUGGAUGAAGGCUUGCCUGAUAGAGCUUCUUCUAUUGACGAAGGCGCUGCUCCCGACGUGAUACCUCCGCAGAACAGCCACCGGUUUGGGCAGCGGGAUACAGUUGUGGAUGAUGGCAUACCGUCCGUUCGUGACAAAGAUUUCGACGUGGUAUACUCGCAGCAUUUUGGGCAGCUGAAUGAACGCCUGCCUAGAAGAGCUUCUUCCGUCGAGGAUGACGCUUCUCCUAACGUGAUAUUUCCGCAGGACGACCAUCAGUUUGGGCAGCGGGACGCAGUGGCAAAUGGCCGGAUUCCAUCCAUUCAUGUUGACUCUCUCAACACGGUAUCUUCGCAGCAUGACCGUCGCUUUGACCAGAAAAAUCCAUUUGCAAUUGGUAGAGUUCCUUCUGUCGAUGAAGGCAACGCUCCCAAUAUUGCAUGUUUCGGUCAGCGGGGUGCAGGGUGUAGUGGAAGGCUGUCUUCCAUCGAUGAGGGGUUUUCUUCCAAUAUGGUUUCUUCACAGUCAAUGCUCCUAGACUAUGAGGGAUCGAUCGGGUCAAACAACCGGGCAAGCGCCCAAGAUUCGUUCGCGAGUAUGAACAGCGCAGGGAGAAGCUUCAGUGUGUCGAGGCUUUCGGACGCGCCUCAGCUAUGCUAUGUACCGGAUGUGCCCGGAAUGCCCGAAGCCUUUGAUACUCGAGGCAUCAUUUCACACCUCGAAGAUACAUCAGGCUCGAUGAAAUGGGCCUCUGAGGAACCAAUAGAGCAGAUACGGUCCCAAGCAAGCAGCUCGAUCAUUCCACUGCCAACAUCACCCGUGAGAAGACGCUUCACAAUCGACGACCAAGCCGAUGCUGAAAGAGAAAGAAGAUUGAUGCAUCGUCCUGCGGUAGCAGAGCCAUCCAGAGCGCAGGGAUAUGGACAGAGAUUAGAAGCUCCUUUCUUGUACUCCCCAUCCAGACCAGCGGAUGCUUUCACUCGACUAAACGAUGCGAUGGAACCUCCCUCAAGAAAGCCAGACUACCCACAGUUCAGCUGGCUCCCGGAUCCUGGCCGUAGCAUGCACCGCACGGAAAGCAAAAGACUCAACGCUCGUUCCCCCAUGGCAUCUAUCCGCGAAGACCCUAGUAGCACACACUUCUCGCGGCUGAGCAGAGACGUGGCUCCCAUGACGAUAUUUGGACAACCUGUCAGCUUCCAAGACCCUGGAGUCCGCGCAGACAAUCAUGCGAUGAGACAGUCGGGGCUGUGCCAAAUGAAGUUUGACCAUGGAGACGCACACAGAUUCUCGUCGGACGGAGCCUUGACUUCACCUCCGGGGUUUUGGUCUAGACGAGUCUAG
This is a messenger RNA of Aspergillus calidoustus, 2031 nucleotides long. The record is from the annotation of a GenBank genome assembly. NCBI's taxonomy places the organism in Eukaryota, Fungi, Ascomycota, Eurotiomycetes, Eurotiales, Aspergillaceae.